This is a messenger RNA of Pseudopipra pipra, 3695 nucleotides long. RefSeq names its product U2 small nuclear RNA auxiliary factor 1 (gene U2AF1). The transcript has 8 exons. Gene Ontology annotation, cellular component: spliceosomal complex; U2AF complex. NCBI's taxonomy places the organism in Eukaryota, Metazoa, Chordata, Aves, Passeriformes, Pipridae. Bases 88 to 801 code for a protein of 237 amino acids. Gene Ontology annotation, biological process: mRNA splicing, via spliceosome. Gene Ontology annotation, molecular function: pre-mRNA 3'-splice site binding; metal ion binding. The record is from RefSeq and is a predicted model, not a curated record.
CCUCAGAGCGGCGUUUCCGGCGCGGCCGCUGUGACGCGGCGGCGGCGCCGGGGCGGUGCGGCGGGCGGGCAGGGCGGGCGGUGGGAGAUGGCGGAGUACCUGGCCUCCAUCUUCGGCACCGAGAAGGACAAAGUCAACUGUUCAUUUUAUUUCAAAAUUGGAGCUUGUCGCCAUGGAGACAGAUGUUCUCGAUUGCACAACAAACCAACAUUUAGCCAGACCAUUGCCCUCUUGAACAUUUACCGUAACCCUCAAAACUCUUCCCAGUCUGCUGACGGUUUGCGCUGUGCUGUGAGCGAUGUUGAGAUGCAGGAACAUUAUGAUGAAUUCUUUGAGGAGGUCUUCACAGAAAUGGAGGAGAAAUACGGUGAAGUUGAGGAGAUGAACGUGUGCGAUAACCUUGGAGAUCAUCUAGUUGGAAAUGUAUACGUAAAGUUUCGCCGUGAAGAAGAUGCAGAAAAGGCUGUGAUUGACCUGAACAAUCGCUGGUUCAAUGGGCAGCCCAUCCAUGCCGAGCUCUCGCCUGUGACUGACUUCAGAGAGGCCUGUUGCCGUCAAUAUGAAAUGGGAGAGUGUACACGAGGAGGUUUCUGCAACUUCAUGCAUUUGAAGCCCAUCUCUCGAGAGUUAAGACGUGAGUUGUACGGGCGUCGUCGUAAAAAGCAUCGAUCCAGGUCGAGGUCCCGCGAACGCCGGUCUAGAUCCAGAGAUCGCGGCCGUGGCGGCGGCGGCGGCGGAGGAGGAGGCCGUGAGCGCGACAGGAGGCGGUCAAGAGACCGCGAAAGAUCCGGUCGAUUCUGAGCCAUGCCAUUUUUACCGUAUGUCUGCUAGAAAGUGUUGUAGUUUGACCAAACAAAGUUCAUAAUGACAUUUUUUUUAAAAGAUGGGCUUCUGAAUAAAAAAAAUUUGUAGUGAUACAGUAUUCUUUGUGUAACUUGUUUCUUGUUGGGGGGAGUCUUUUUAACUGUCAUUCCUCUAUCUUGACAAAUACCUGGAUUAACUCUGCCUGAGGAAAAGGUGGUAAAUGUGUUGGAGGAGCGCCGGUUUUGGUUUGGAUUUUUCUUUUUUUUUUUUUUUUGAUUAUUUGGGUAUAAUUUGAACUGUUGAUGAAAAUGUAUGUGUAUAUAAUAUAAAAUAUAUUAUAUACAUAGUAAAAAUAAUAUACUGCUUAAGAAACAGUUACUCACAAAGUUUCCCUUUUCUGCUAUGCUGUCUGCUUAUUUAGGUUAGUUUAGGCACAUUUAAGAGGAAGGCUGUGCAAAACGCAUUUAUUUACCGAGUAGAAACGCUUAGUUACAAAAAUGUAUGUUUGUUUGUUACCAAAAGUCUGUGCUCUGUCUAUCAAUGUGACUGUGGCAUUUAAAAUAAAUCCAAUUUCUUGGUGUAAAAUCUAAAGCCUAUUUUCUAAGCACUCCGGAGUAGUUGAGUUGCUACUCCUGGCUGCCUAUUUUCUAAGCACUCUGGAGUAGCUGAGUGGCUGUUCCCAGCUGUGCCAGAGUUCAUAGUUCAGGUUUUUAUAAUUCUUGACUAAAUUCCGUGUCUUUGGCUGGAAAGUUGCCUAGCAUAGCGUGGAAAACAAAAGUAAUAUUUUUAUUGCAAUGAUUCAUAAUAGGCAGGUGAGAGUUUAGUGAAAAAAAACCACCAAAAUUCUGCUCCAUGCAACAUGAUACAGAAGUGCUAUUGAAGGAAAUGCAAGGUCCUAAAUACAAGGAUCGAAUUUCUUAACUGAUUGAUUUUUUUUUUUUCCUAAUCUAUGCUCUCUUACCUGUCAUUUAUUGAAAAGCAUUUUGUAAGUGUUCAAGGUCAUAGGAAACUAACUGGAUGCUAGUGGAAAAUAAAUCUUUUCUUCCACCUUUACUUGCUUUCUGAUAGUCUGGAGUGUGAUAAAAGCUAAUGGACAGAUGUCAGUUUCUUCACAAGUUCGUAUUUCUUUUUCUGACCUUGAAUUGCGCAAUCACUGAACAUCACAGGUUGUGUCUCAAAGCGUUAAAGCUCCAGUGGAAGUGUUGGAACAUCUUGAGAGACAGUUUGUACAAUGGCUGAGUUGCAGUUUCACCUCGUUCAUGUCUGCUGUUAUUCAAAGUGUAACAUAGCAAGAACUUCUGGUCAGCGAUCAUAUUUCUGCAAGAUAUAACUUUAUGUGCACAAAGCUGUGUGAUAACGAUACAGUUUUCCAGUGGGGAAAAGAAUUUGUUAGAGCUUUAUUAGUUCUGAGCCAGAUAACUUGCUAAAUGAUGAAUCUGCAACUUGAUGAUUAUUAAAUAAAAAAAAAAAGGAAAUAGAAGAGCUAUAGAUUCAUCACAUAGAGGCAAAGAGAAGCUGGUUUGUUAAUAUAAGUAUAAAACCAUUUUGCUCACUGGAACUUGGAAAACUAAAUAACAUUGAUAAACAAGCUUUUCUAAAUGAAUCUGCUUUGCUUCUUACAACUCAAUUCUUGCACAGGUUCAGUUUGAAUUUAUUUUGUUUCCACUGGAUGGUUUGGCCAAUGACACUGUGGAACUUAAGUUUGCCAGGACCCUUUCUGGAGAAAUACCACUCAAGCAGUUGAAGCUUGACAUCUCCACGUGAUGUUUUGUUAAGCCUAUAAAGGAAAUGAUGCUUUCUUUUUACUGCAAGAAAUUGAACAGUGCCUGGCAUUAAAUGGCUGAACUGAAAUGUAUUUCUCCUAGGCAUUAGAAAUUUCACAUUGAUAAUUUAGUUCUUGCAGUUUACAGGAUAUUAAUCCUGUUCCAUUUUUUUUUCUUGGCGUGGGAUUCAGCAUCAUUAGUGAGCUAAUUUAAAUCUUAAACUCCAAAAGGUGAGGAUAGUCUUUCUAUUUUGUUUUUCUUCAAACAGUGUCUAAUACAAUGUGGAUGCUGUUUAAAAGGUUUAAGAUAAUUUCUACACAGAGUAAUGACACAAAGUGAUUCGCCCUAUAAACAAGUUAGUUUAAAACAAUACACAUGCGUUCCUGUAAUGGCUUUAAUCUGUUUAUCUAAAUCCUGUUAGUCUGCAGGUAUAUUUUUGCAUGAACAGAUAGUGGAAGUUUGAUUUCUCUCUUUUCCCCAAUACAAUUUUACUUAAGAAAGCACUCUUGAAUUCCACCAAAUGUGUAAUUAUAUGGUCUGAUUGCAUGGCUGCCCAAAAAUUAACAAUAUAACUGGAAUACAUCAGGAUGGGCACUGAAAGCUGUGGAUUUUACUGGAUAUUCUAAUGGGUGCCUAGUGACAGCAUUCAGCAUAUAAACUAAGCUCAUGACAUAUCUUGUUAGGUUCACAUUUUAAGACUGUACUACCAGCAAAGUUCAUAAAAUUUGAAAUUUAAACUGCUCCAAUUUGGUUAAACAUUUAUAUGUGAUAGUCCCACAAGUGGAAAUUCUACCUCCCCCUUCUCUUGUUGCUCACAAUGUCUUUUAAGAUUUAUUUUUUCCCCUCCUCCCCAAGGUACCUACUUUCCAAAUAUUUCAUUGUUGACUCUUCUGUUGAACAGUGAAUCUUAAUUUAUGGAAUUCCUUUACCUCAAAUAAGGGACAGCAUACAGGAUUUUCUGAAGUCUGAGUCAAUUAGGUUGAAACUGUUCAUCCCAAGUGGCUUCCUCUUCUUUGUAUUUGGCUCUUAUUCUGUGAAAAUGCUGCUUGUCCAUGAAUAUGAUGUAUGUUGAGACUGUAAAACCAAAUGGAGAAAACUUGUUCAAAAUAAAGCCUUUUUUUUAUAAGA